Gongylonema pulchrum is the source of this 243-nucleotide messenger RNA. The record is from the annotation of a GenBank genome assembly. NCBI's taxonomy places the organism in Eukaryota, Metazoa, Nematoda, Chromadorea, Rhabditida, Gongylonematidae.
AUGGAAGGUGAGGUACUGCAAAUUGUUGCGGAAGUUGAGUGCGGAAAAGAUCGUGUGGCUCGGGUUGUAGUCGGCCAACACGGCCUGACGGUUGUAGCGGUAGCAAAAUCGGUGAACGAAGCGAUGCAAGAUUUAUUAGCACAACAACUCUUCAUACGGAUACUUGUGAAAGUCAAUGGUAAAAUGUAUCAGAUCGCCAAUGAUCCACGUCUGGCCAGCAGCCGUAGUGGAGUAGCUCGGUAA